Molecule: messenger RNA, 891 nt
Organism: Saprolegnia parasitica CBS 223.65
Lineage: Eukaryota; Oomycota; Saprolegniomycetes; Saprolegniales; Saprolegniaceae
Product: TKL protein kinase
Exons: 2
Coding region: 1-891 (296 amino acids)
Biological process (GO): protein phosphorylation
Molecular function (GO): protein kinase activity; ATP binding
Source: RefSeq, a predicted model, not a curated record
AUGCCGCACAACUACCGCGCGCUGGCGACGCCUCGGAGUCCGUCGCACACCCUCUGUGUCGCCUGGAGUACGCACACGGUGCUCGACGACGCGUCAGCGCUGCGCGUCGACAUGACGGACUUCGUCGCAACGACGCAGCUCUCGAUGUCCGUGGUGGCCGGCACCCUGCACCACCAAUCGGUGGUCGUCAAGUACGCCGAGAACGACGUCAAUUUGGAUGUCUUUGUUCAAACCGUCUCGCUGCAGAGCACGUUGAAGCACCGCCACAUUGCAUCGUUUCUCGGUUUUGGCUACGACCCGAACGACAAGGCUAGUCUCUGUGUCGUCGCCGAGCGCCUUCCGUUCGGGACCCUCGAAGCCUUCUUGCGCGACCAAAUGGACUGGUUCUGGGAGGCCAAGAUGAGCGUCGCCUUGGACGUCGCUCAGGGGUUGCACUACCUCCACGAGCGCAGCGUGCUGGCACCGCGCCUCCGGAGCCGCCAUGUCCUGCUCGUGUCGCACGAACACGCCAAGCUCGCGAAUUUCAGCCUCACGAACCACGUCGCCACGCCCGACGUGACGUAUUGGACCGCGCCAGAGGUCGUCCGCGGCGAGGCCUAUUCGUCGGCGGCCGAUAUGUACGCGCUGGGGUGCGUCUUCGCCGAACUCGAUACGCAUAAGCGACCGUACGCCGACGUGCCGCUGCCAGCCGCAACCAUUGCUUCUCGCGUCGUCACCAAAGGCCUGCGACCGUCCUUCACGGGGCACUGCCCCAUUGACAUCCGCAAGCUCGCAGACGAGUGCCUUCUGUCCGACCCGGACGAGCGUCCCACCGCGUCCGAGGUUGCCGCCGAGCUCACCAAGAUCCUGCUCUACCACCGCGGCUCGGGCAGGGUGUUGAUGCAGCCAUAA